AUGAUAAUGGGCGUCGUCAACAUUCCCCAAACGAUACGAUUGAUUGCACAUUUCGACGACCUGGACGAGGUCAUCGAGAUCCUGAUGAGGCCUCUUCUAACGUUCGUCGUGUGUCUGGUCAAGCUUCUUCACAUGUGGUUGUUCAAGGAAGUCAUGAGGCCGAUCGUCGCCUCCAUUGCCGAGGAUUGGACGACCCCGAAGACCAAAAGCCAGGAAAAUUUGAUGCUGAAGUACGCUCGGCUGACCAGGAAAAUAUCUGCGACGUUCUUCAUAGUCGGCUACCUGGCCCUUCUUUUUUACGUAAUCAUAUAUACGUUCACCGAGGUGCAGAGGAAAUAUCCUAACGGCACCGAAGUUCACCGAGAAUUUUUAUUUCACGCCGACUACAUUUACGACACCUCCAGUACGCCCGUUUACUUGAUUGUUUGCAGUCUUCAAGUACUGACCGUCAUGUACGCCGCUUUGUCGUUCUUCACGUUCGACUUUUUCUUCGCUAUGAUGAUAUUACACUUAUGCGCUCAAAUCGCGAUCCAGCGAGCUGUUAUACAAAAUCUUGACUUAGGUCAUUCCAACGGGGAGAAAAAAGUCAAUUUUCAGGGAAUUCUUCGCUCCCUCGUCACAAGGCACGACCAUCUCUGUUGGUUUGCCGGAAAGGUGGAGGACUCCUUCAACAUGGUUUCUCUCAGUCUUCUGCUCACCUGCAGCAUUCAGUUCUGUCUUUUGGGAUACAGGUUCAUAGAGACCCUGAUGACGGGAACAAGGGAGGCGAUCAUUAUGGAAGGAGGUUUCCUGGCGAUGUAUACUUCAUCAUUGGGACUGAUUUUGUUUCUCUUCUGUUAUCUGGGUCAGUGUCUGCACGACGAGAGUACGGGUUUCUGCAAUUCCUGUUACGAGUGCGAAUGGUACAAUUUGUCUCCGCAAGAUGCGAGAUGUAUUAUCGUGUUAAUGAUUCGCUCUCAGUGUCCCCUCGAAAUAACUGCAGGGAAAUUUUCAGCAUUAUCAUUCGUCACCUGCGCUCAAAUUUUGCAAACCUCGCUCGGAUAUAUGUCCAUGUUGAUUGCUGUCAAGAGCAAGCAGCUCGAGAUGGAAAAUUAAUUACGGUACCGAUUAGACAUGAUAACGAGCCUAAUCAGUUUGAGCUGAAUCCUACUCGUACUAGUGAACGGAUGCUUUCGGAAUGGAACCGACUAUGUUAUUUUUUUUGUUGUUAAAUAAUUCUAAAUAUACUCACC
This is a messenger RNA of Orussus abietinus, 1232 nucleotides long. Its product is annotated as odorant receptor 13a. The record is from RefSeq and is a predicted model, not a curated record. The transcript is spliced from 6 exons. Bases 1 to 1095 code for a protein of 364 amino acids. Gene Ontology annotation, molecular function: olfactory receptor activity; odorant binding. Gene Ontology annotation, biological process: detection of chemical stimulus involved in sensory perception of smell; sensory perception of smell. NCBI's taxonomy places the organism in Eukaryota, Metazoa, Arthropoda, Insecta, Hymenoptera, Orussidae. Gene Ontology annotation, cellular component: plasma membrane.